Molecule: messenger RNA, 576 nt
Organism: Aspergillus vadensis CBS 113365
Lineage: Eukaryota; Fungi; Ascomycota; Eurotiomycetes; Eurotiales; Aspergillaceae
Exons: 1
Coding region: 90-305 (71 amino acids)
Source: RefSeq, a predicted model, not a curated record
UUUUUUAUGAGCGCAGGAUGGGGUAUACACUAUACAGAAUCUUCUUGCCACACUUUGUUCCCAGGACUCCGGCACUCACCAGGUCCUUGAUGUCGAUCAUGCCGGAAGAACGGAAAUCUCUCCUGCUAGCUACAGCAAAGCGCCCCAACUCACCUCACGUCUGCGUCGUCUACCAUUCCCUACAGUACCUACGGACGGGAUACCACCAACAGCAAGGGGUCCACUUACUUGCAGAUGCUCCAGUGCUCGAGCAAAAUUCAAUCAUUAACUCAUCUCAGCUACCCCACUCGCAAAACUCCGGCUGAACAGGAGGACGCCAUGCUCGUGGCUACUGUGGGAGGUACUCUCGAGUACUGCUGUGGUUCGCAGACAGACAGACAUACACGGUAUGCAAAAUUUGGGUGUCAAUGAUUGCAUUCAACCAUCAAUUGCAUGCAACCACAUUGGAUUAGUUUGACGGUUGGUGUUCUGCAUAGAAUGUGUCAACCGUCAGUUCGUAGAGUCGGGUUACGCAAAGAUCAUGUCGAGUGACUGCUGCUGCAGCCGGUGCAGACAGAAUGCAGAUGGAAAUGGAGG